AUGUGUGACUACUUCCUGCAAAGGAUGGAGGGCGACCAGCACCACCAGGCCGGAGACCUCACGGACGUCGUCCGAGCCGGCGGCGCGAUGCAUAAGGCAGCUAUCGCGGAGCUCUCCUCCACGGCCACGGGGUGGCAGCUCCCGGCCGAGCCAGCUGGAGCCGGCCUCUUCCCGCCACCCCAGCCGUCGUCGUCGGAUGGCGGCGCCGGGCCGAGCGGCGACGGCUUCGUGGACGCCUUCGCCGGCCUCCCGGACCCGUUCGCCAGCGACUUUCACGCCUCCUCCUCCUCCGGCGGCGGCCCCGGCGCCCCUGCCGACUUCUUCGACUUCGAGGCGCCUGCUGCUGUCGGUGGCGGCGCCAGGAGAGGCGGAGGAGGCGUACUGGUGGAUAGCGGAGGCGGAGUAGUGGUGGAGAGGGGGGCGCAGAUGCCGGCGCUGUCGCCCAGUGAGAUACGGCCGUACCCGCCGGUGACGAUGAUGGGCGGCGACACCGUGAAGAUCGGCGUGCCGACGAUGAUGCCCGGGCUGGCGGUUGGGCCGGCCUGUGCGUUCGACGCCAUCGCCGGGAUGCAGAUGCCGUCGCCGCACGGCGGCGGGAUCAAGCGCAGGAAGAACCAGGCAAGGAAGGUGGUCUGCAUCCCAGCACCUGCAGCAUCCGCAGGAGGAAGGACCACUGGGGAGGUUGUUCCUUCCGAUCUCUGGGCUUGGAGGAAGUAUGGACAGAAGCCUAUCAAAGGAUCACCCUACCCAAGAGGGUACUACAGAUGCAGCAGCUCUAAAGGAUGCCCGGCGCGGAAGCAGGUGGAGCGCAGCCGGACUGACCCAAGCCUGCUCGUCAUCACCUACAACUCGGAGCACAACCAUCCUUGGCCGACUCAGCGGAGCGCGCUCGCCGGCUCAACACGCUCUCACCACGCCAAGAACAGCAAGAACAACCCCUCGCACAGCCUGCAGAAGCCAAACCUUAAAGCCGAACCGGAGCAUCAGGCGUCGGCGGCAGUCCCUACUAGCUGUGCCACCACCGCGACCGCAGCCACCAGCACCACCACCACAGCGACCAUGAGCACCACCAGCAACAGCACUCCUCCGGCGACGAUGGCUGUGAAAGAGGAGGCGAUGGUGGGGUCGGAAAUGGAGAAAGGGAUAGACCAUGACGCUUCUGUCUUGCUGGAUCACGGUGAUCUCAUGCAGCAGAUGUUCAGCCAGAGCUACUACAGGCCGAUGAUACCGGAGGCCGGCGGUGGCCACCACACCGAUGACUUCUUCGCUGACCUCGCCGAGCUGGAGUCGGAUCCCAUGAGCCUCAUCUUCCCUGGUGGUGAUCCUAGAAAGGAGAAGGGAAUAAUGCCCAACAAGAGCUUGGCCGCCGAUCCAUUAUUCAACAUGCUAGAUUGGGGUGCCACUAAUGUUGUUGCUACUUCUGCAGGGAGUUCAUUUGAGCAAGACGAGAGAGUGGUUGGUGACAUUGUUUAG
Molecule: messenger RNA, 1473 nt
Organism: Miscanthus lutarioriparius
Lineage: Eukaryota; Viridiplantae; Streptophyta; Magnoliopsida; Poales; Poaceae
Source: the annotation of a GenBank genome assembly